AUGGGUGGCGCUCUAACUCUAUCUUUGUGGCUUCUAAUUCUCUUCUUUUUUUCACUGCGUUCUGCGUCCAUUAACUUAUUGAGAGAAGGCUUCUCUCUCUCCGUUGAAAAUCCAGCUGAUGGUUUAACCUCACCGAGAGGAGUAUUUUCCGCCGGGUUUUUCCAAGUGGGCCACAAUGCAUAUUGCCUUGCCAUAUGGUUCACUGAGCCUGAGCCUGAGCCAUCUCCGAGGCAAAACCUGACGCUGAUUUGGAUGGCAAACCGGGAUCAUCCGGUAAACGGAAGGCGCUCGAAGCUGUCCUUGCAAAAAAUCGGUAACCUUGUACUUAUAGACGCCGGUCAAUCCACCGUUUGGUCCAGUGAUACCGCUUCAAACUCAGAUUCCCAGCUACAACUCUUGGACUCCGGAAACCUUGUCCUAAUCACUCAGAACUGUGUCCUUUUGUGGCAAAGCUUUGCUUCCCCAACGGACACUCUUGUUCCUGGACAAACACUCACAAGAAACACAAAGCUAGUGUCAUCUAGAAGCCAGACUAACUAUUCCUCUGGAUUUUACAUGCUCUUUUACGACAACGACAACGUCCUUCGUCUUCUCUAUGAUGGUCCCGAGAUUUCGAGCAUUUACUGGCCAGACCCUUGGCUUUUGCCAAAUAACGCUGGAAGAUCCAUUUUCAACGACAGUAGAACAGCCGUUCUUGAUUCUUGGGGGAUCUUCAGCUCAUCAGAUAGUUUUACAGUCAUGGCUUCGGAUUAUGCUAUUAAACUCCAGAGAAUCCUCAAAGUUGAAGCUGACGGAAAUCUUAGAUUGUACAGUAGAUCAAAGCAAGGGAAGCAAAGUAGUACGUGGACAGUUACGUGGGAAGCUGUUUUACAACCAUGCAAGAUUCAUGGCAUUUGUGGGAUUAAUAGCCUCUGUACUUACGUGCCUGAAUAUGGUAGGAAAUGCGCUUGCCUCCCUGGCCAUAAGAUGAUAAACCACACUGAUUGGACUCACGGGUGUGAACCAGAUUUUAAACUCCCUUGCUCCAGUAGUAAUGUUAAUCAAUCUGGUUUUCUUCACCUUCCACGUGUUGAGUUCUACGGCUAUGAUUCCAACUUCUAG
Messenger RNA from Humulus lupulus (European hop), 1101 nucleotides. RefSeq names its product putative receptor protein kinase ZmPK1. The record is from RefSeq and is a predicted model, not a curated record. The transcript has a single exon. Bases 1 to 1101 code for a protein of 366 amino acids. Gene Ontology annotation, biological process: recognition of pollen. NCBI's taxonomy places the organism in Eukaryota, Viridiplantae, Streptophyta, Magnoliopsida, Rosales, Cannabaceae.